AUCUAGUUAGAAUGUCAUCUAUGUUAGAAUAUUUGGCGGUUGAACAAUGUGUGUAGUUUCACUUUGUGGUGUUAUUUGGUAAAUUUUAAGUGAAAUUCUUGUUAAAUAACAUAAAAACAUCAGCCAAAGGGGGUUUAAACAUUAACAAUGAGUGCGAACGGCAGUGUAAUUACCGAUUGGAAACGGCUUUGGCAACUCGUGUCUGGCAUACACCACGAAACACCGGAGAGCACAGUGCGUGAGGAACUGCUAAAUGUAUCGAAAGAGUUGCAAGAUGGUGUAUUACACUUUCGCAAACGCGCCACAUCGAAUAUAAAAUUAGAAGAUUUGCUGAAGGAAAAAAAGCAAGAGAAAUUAUUGCCAUUCACGCAGAAUUUGCAAGAGUUGUUGGACUUGGAGUCUCAACAAUGCUGGGAGAUACUUUGCUACUAUCUCACCAACGAAUAUCGCGGCUCAGCUAGCUCGCUCACUAGCCACAUUUCAUCGGAGAGCAAUAUGAGCAAAUUGCUGGAUGACAUAUGGGGCUAUUAUACACUCGAACGCAUGAUUGUGUUGAAAAUCGUAAAAAAUUUGCUACUCUUCUAUAAAGUUCCUAACCAUCCCUACCAUGCGCAGUACAAAGAGAUUUUAAAUAAAAUUACACUACAGAAACUGCGCGAUUCCUACCUCAAUCAAUUGGAGCAACUUAUUAACGAGUAUCCGCCUAUCCAAUUAGCAAAUGGUGAAUUUUUCGAUUAUCAUACACGGCUGAUUGUAUGGUCAGAAGGAAACGCACGCGAAAUCAACGAAGUGAUACACAUUUUGAUGCUCAUUUGUGAGCAUUUGCCAUUUGAAUUAAAACAUAUAGAAAAAGUAUUUAACUGCUUUAGACAACAUACAUUUGGGCGUCAGCAAAGUUAUUUGGAUGUUGGAAAACCACUGCAUAACGAAUUGAUCACACGCUUAGCGUACUCGGAGACUAUUUUGCUGUUGAAAUGCAUCGAUUUAGACGAUACCGCCACGACAUUGGCACUUAAUAUAAUCGAUUCGUUGGAUAAGGAAAUAAUGCGAAUGUAUCAUAGUCCAGAAAAUGGGCCCCUUUUGUUGGCUUGGAUGUUGCUCAAAAUACGUUUCACAAAAGCGAUCGAAGAUGCAGAAACUUUUUUGCCAUGCCAGUUAAUGGGAAAGAGGGCUAUUGAUCUCAGGUGUUUUGAGUAUUUGCAUAAUUUGCUCACCUGUACAAUGUUUAAGGAUGACAGCUUGGUGUCGCGCAUCGCACGUAAGACUGUGUACAACAUGCUUACGUACAUGUGCGAUUACUUCGAUAGCGAUGGCUCCUGUGCACGUCAUCCAUAUAUAUAUGAACUGUUGUGCGAGCUACUGUCUUGGCCGGCAUUAGCGAAGGAUUUUUGUGCGGAGCAAGAAAAAGGCAUACGUUCUCUGUAUAAUACGCUCUUGGAAACAUUUCCUUUCGAUUUCGUACACCUUUCAAUGCUGGCGAAUGCGCUAACCAAAGCGGGCGCAUACACUUUUGUAAAAUCUCAGCUAGAAUCAUUGCCUAUAUUCACCGAUUUAUAUGAUGAAUGUAAAUACGCCUUGCGUGCCAUCAACGAAGAAGACUACAUACUCACCAGCGCCAUAAAGCCAUUCCCUCACUUGGAUUUCACCAUUCCCGCCAACACAACAGCGGUGAUAAUGUCGCGUCCCAUGGGAUAUUGUGUACAUUUUCGUGUUGCGCUUGACUACUUUGUUGUGUUGCACCACGAAAUAAACUGCUUGCUCGCCGAGACCAUACAAAAUCAAGGCGAUUGGCAGCUGAAUGAACGCGUACGGCGUAUCAAUGCGGGUCUUGAGUACUUGCAAAGUGUUCUUCAACGCACAAAGUCACUCAGCGCUAUAAGUGCUGAAAUGGUGCAUCCUACGGAGAUGUGCAUUGACUUAUUAAACAAAUUUAAGGCGGUGCCUCAACCGCCUGUUGAGAUGUUGGCAAAUUGCUUGAAUGUUUGCACGAUGCUUUUACCAUUAGUGGAUGCUGAAAUUUUCGCUCGGGUCAUUCAUCUUCAUAUUCUGCCAAUGAUCACUAAUGAAACAUUGGAUAGUUACAAAGAUUAUGCCGUUGGCAUUUGCUUUGAUUCCCGUGUGGUUGGCACUUAUUUGGUUGAUGUGGAGAAAAAGUUGGAGCGCUAUGAUUUUUUGAUAGCCUAUUUGGGUUUUUUGCGCGCAUACACAAAGUUACAGCGCAAUAAAUUCUUCAAAAUUGAGAUACCAGGUCUAAUCUUUUUGCUGCGUGAAGUGUUCCCUCAUAUGCAUGCCUGGGGCUUUCAGAGCCAAUCGGAGCGCCACAAAAUUUACACCGAAAUUAUGGGAUUCGUUUGCGAUAUUUUAGAUACCGUAACAAGUCUGGGUGACAAAGACGAAAAGAUUAAUUCCGAGAAACAAUUCCUGCGCGACAUAUGCAUACAUAGUUUAUCGAACAUGGAAAAUGGUGUGGUUCUAUUGAGGUUUGUAGCUCUGGGCAAUGCAUAUUUGCAGCAUGUCAUGGAGAUGGAGUUGAACUGGAUGAUCCAACAAUCGCAUGGCAUCGUGUUGCUGGUGCGCUUAGCUAUGCGCAUACUCAUGCAGCUGCUGCGUCUCAAAACCACCUCACAGGAUUCAACUGAGCUAUCGCCGCUCGAAGCGCUCAUCUACACGCAACCAAAGCAACGCGAUACUCUCCGCAUCAUUCCAGUUGUCACCAGUUAUAUGAGCAAUAUUUUCGACCGCUGGCUGCCCAUUCUGUCGUGCCGGCUUUUACGUCGUAUUGCGCUUGAAUUUAAUAUGUCACUGCUGGCGUGUUUGGACAUGGAACCCGAUCAGAUACGUCUAACGUUUCUGCAACGUUUACCGGAUGAAUUAGAAAGCGAUUCACUAAAGGUGGCUAUACUUGAACUGGUAGAGGCCUGCAUUGAAAAGCAACCAGGCGUCACUGAAGCAUUCUUCAAAGUCAAUGCCACACAAGAGAAACGCUUUUUGGGCAAGGAGGCUGGUGUACAAAUCGCCGAUAGCAUAUUAACUUUCCUUGAAGAUUAUCUAGAAGCUGUGGCGAAGGAUCCGAAAACUGUGGAGCACACGCUGCCGAGCAAAAUUAUGAAUAUUUUCCAUUCGCUCUGGAAGAAUGGCAUGCAAAGCUUGGUGGAGGAUCUCACAAAACGCCCGAAGUUUUGGUUACAACUUUGCAAUCCGCUCUUCAGUACGCUGGGCACAAAUGUGCGUGUCUACACCCAACUAUUGAAUAUACUUUCCAUAGAAAUAUUUUCAACAGCGCCGAACGGCAAUACUGAGUUGAAGGAAGUUGUUUUACGCUUUUUCGAAACGGCAAACUUCAAUAAAUGGCUCAAUUACGUCUUUGAUAUGCCGAAAAUACCAGCCGCUGAGCCCUACUGUGCUGUUGAAGUGUUCAACGAAGACGUGCCCGAAUGGCUUUGCCGCCUGGCAGCAUUCAAAAGCUUUCUUAUUAUACUGUUGAAGAAGCAGCCAUCCUUUAUCGAAGUGCCGCCUAAGCAAUUGAAAAAGUUGGCUGAGCAAACGCUGCUGACGCUGGUAGAUCGCGCCGAAUUUAUCGAAGAUCUGCGUCCAUUCAUCGUGCUCAGUGAAUUGUAUCUCUUUGUGUUGCUCAGUUUCAAGCUAUCGUACACAGAUACGCCUGAAGAAGAUGUUGAAAUGCUGAAACAGGUCAUCAAGCUGCUCUGCCGCUUAUCCUCUUGCUACGAGGAUUUGCAUGUGCGCGCCAAGGAAGCUUGCCUCGCAUUCACUAUUAAGUGCGCCGAUUUACUGGCGCCGGAAUUAUUAAAUGAUUCGGAUGCGGCGCUCAAUUUUCUCUACUCGGUGGUAAGCAUCAUUUGCACUGAAUUGCAAAAUUUAGAGAAUAGCGCACGCGAUGAGAAACAGGCGAAGUUGGCACUGGAAAAUCUACAACAGGCAUCGUCAAACUCGCUGGUGCUGAGUUUCAACCUACUAAAGACUGUUGCUGGCAUAUUUCAUGAGUCCGGCCCCGGUAACUGGGAUACGCCUUUCAUCGUAAACAAAGUAUUUCAACGCUUGUUAAGCUGUGCCAGUUCCAUACUGCACCUAUACAGAAAACAAAAUCUCACAGUCGAGCUGUUGGAUGUGUUGAUAGUCUUUGCGAAGGGCAAUUGCUCGGCAGAGUUUUUGCACUGCGAUGUGGGUGAUUAUCUGUGGCUGAAAUUGCUGCCGCCAAAAGACCUGUUGCAGACCAAUUUCGCUGUAAUUGGACAAACGAAAACGGAUGACAAUAGCUGGACUGUGCAGAAGUGGUGGCCCGUCUAUACGCGCGGCAUCACCUUGGUCACAAUUCUAUUUGAAAAACACAAACAUUACUUCGUGAAACAGGCAUUGCAAUUCGUGGGCAUUCAUGAGGAAUAUUUGGUGGAUUCCUUACUGCUGGCCAAACAAACAUUGGAACCGCUGGCUAUGGAGCUAAUUAAGAGCGCCAUUACGUUGGUGUCGAAUUUGGUCGAAUUCGAGACGAUGUGGCGUUUGGAACACUCGCAAUCGUUGUUUAAUAUGUUGCGCUCCGUUCAAGUCCUCAUGGGACACUGCAUUUCAAUGUUCCACCAACCGAAAAACUUAAAGUGUUUGAUAGCAGGCCGUAACUUGCAGCUGGAUAUAUUAUCGGACAUAGAGCAACCGGGAUUUACUGAUGAAGUAAUCAGCGCCUUUAACAAUCUCACUGAAAUUAUCAUUUUGAGUGUGCAAUGCCUGCAGCGUUUCAGCCCCAAGCUGUUGGAUUUAAUAUGUGCGCCCGAGCUUUUGGUUAGCAAAUACGAACCGAUUUUCGAGAUACAUUUUGGCGCUCCCAAAUUAAAUGAGACUGUCAUAACGUUAGCAUUCGGUACGGUGCUCAGCAUUGUUGGUGUUUUCACAAAAGUGUUGAAUUUGCAAGGCUAUUGCUUUCACGAGGUGCCACUUAAUGUGAUACCCUCCACCGUCAAUGAUGCCGUAAAUAUAUCACAAGGCGGCGCAGCUGCACUCGUCAGAACACAACGCCAAUUUUCUAAAUCCGUUUCCAUUACAUCGGUAUCAUCAGCCAAUUGUCCACCCAAUGAGCUACUAUCCAAUCUGGAUGGUGAACUCUGUUUACUCGCACUCGAGCAUGUGCUCAUGCUAGCCGCCUCUCAGAGCAUGUUAGCUUUGAAAAAUCCCUACCUGCCUGCGCGUGAAAAGCAAAUAGUGCGACGUGAAAUCAGCACCGAGCUACUGACCUUUCAUGAAUUUGUGCGCAAAAAGGUGCUAAUCGAACAUCGUGAACACCGUGAAAUGUGGUAUCGCCGCAAGCAUGGCUUGGUGUAUAUGAAACUGGGCGAGAGUGAGUCAUCAAACGCAGUUACGAGCGCAUCAACAAGUAGCAAAACAAGUGGCACUAACACCACCGCACGUAGUUCAACAGCCGCGCAGCCCACUGCCCGACAUCAUCCCAACGAUCUGCGCAUGAAUGUAGUGCGUCGUCUUUAUCUACAACAAGAGCAAAAUCGGCAACAACAACGCACACCUUCAACUGCCACAGACAAUACAUUCGAAAUGUCGCAUGUGAUCAGCCCAAUUGGCGGUAACGGUCAUACUCAGGCAGCGGUGUCUUCCACACCACAAUUGUCGCGUCCGCCGCUGAGGCGUCAGGGGGAUCCUCCGCACACCGGCAGUGAAGUGAAGCGGAACUAUGGCACGGUAUGUGCCAGCAAUCCGGAAGAUGAGGAGGUGGAAGUACUUGAGGAAAUACAAUAUUUCCCACCUGAAGAGCCAAGCUACACGCCGCUCUCCUACGUGCAACUGGUGGAAGAGGAUUACUUGCAUUUCAUGUCCAAUCUAUUUACCGUCAUAUGCCAAAGUGAUUGAAAGGCUGAAUGCUGAGGUGUAGAAUGAUGUAUUACAUCGUUUUUUAGAAGCCUUUUGUAACGACCGGACAUUAUUUAUAAGUACGAUAUUAAGUAUAUGCAGGUUUGGAAUUCAAAAGUUACAACAGCAACUCAGUUAUAGUUUUAGAAGUUUUGAGAAUACACUUUUCUAUGAACAAAAGAAAAACGUAGUAUUUAAAUUGAAUGAGAAAACCGUUUUUCAGUGCGAUAAGGACCCUGUGUGGUGGGUAGAUCGAUAUUAAAUUUAGAUUUUAUUAAAAGUUUAAGUAAAACGAGUUUAGAUUUAUUAAAAAAUCGACUUUUUUUUAUAGUACUCAAGAAUAUGGGGUAAAAAUUUUAAAGCGAAAUUCGCAUUAUUCCCGAUUCUAUUAGCACUUCAGUGACUGCCCGUCGGUUCAGCACCGUAG
Molecule: messenger RNA, 6295 nt
Organism: Anastrepha ludens (Mexican fruit fly)
Lineage: Eukaryota; Metazoa; Arthropoda; Insecta; Diptera; Tephritidae
Gene: Nup188
Product: nucleoporin Nup188
Exons: 11
Coding region: 148-5868 (1906 amino acids)
Biological process (GO): protein import into nucleus; RNA export from nucleus
Cellular component (GO): nuclear pore inner ring
Molecular function (GO): structural constituent of nuclear pore
Source: RefSeq, a predicted model, not a curated record